Molecule: messenger RNA, 744 nt
Organism: Truncatella angustata
Lineage: Eukaryota; Fungi; Ascomycota; Sordariomycetes; Amphisphaeriales; Sporocadaceae
Exons: 1
Coding region: 1-744 (247 amino acids)
Source: RefSeq, a predicted model, not a curated record
AUGGACGAUUGGCAAGACGAAGCGCUCUCCUCGCGACAUAUGCACAAUAGAGUUGGAAAGGGCGGCGGCAGAUCACAGCGACAUGGCUCGAGAUUCAAUGUUCGCAAAUCCUUUGGUGGCUUCUCGGUGGACUGUCCAACCUAUACGAGAGCCUGUGGCAGCGAAGGAGACAUGAAAUCUGCCGGCAACCCGGAUUUACAACUAUAUCGCCUUACGACAGACGGGCAGGGUGUCGUGGGGACGCUUUCUUUGCCAGGCACGCUGCAGGCGGCGGUCAUUCUUGCGGCGAGCAGAAAGAGUUUACAAGCAAUUGUUUCCAGCCUAGAGGCCGAGGAUCCUGCCAAUGAUGAUGCUGAAGAGCUGGAGCGCGAAGGAAGUAGCGAGCGCGAUAAUAACACCGAUGAAGAUGGUGACGAUCAGGAGCACCUUGAUGAGGCCGAUCAGCUUGAGAACGAUCGCUUCAAGGCUUUUGAAAAGAACAGUUUUCGUACACCAAAGUUCUGGCUGCAAUGGUGUGGAAGUCCGAUACCCCCAGGCUCGACGAUUCAGGAUGCCGAGUCGACCACACCGGAAACGGGGCUGGGUUAUAUCGUGUUUUCUGGAAACGAUUGCCGAAAGUUUAGCGGGACGCUCAACUGCAGCACGCUUGGUUGGGAAGAUGUGGCGAUCAGUGGUCAUAAGCUUGCAUCACGAUCUGAAUCAGAUGUACCCGUGGUGUGGGCGCAAACCGGGUCGGAUAUCUAG